GUUAAAUCGUUAUAUUGUUAUGAAUCAGUAUGAUGUAAAUGCAUGUAUUGGCGGAUUUUUAGAAUAGAGUAUCGAGCAGUAUUUGUCCAUUUGAAUAGAGUAUUGAGCAGUAUGCACCUUUUUGUUAUUCAUUUUAUACCUUGCCCAAGUGAGAGGAACUACUAACUAGUAGUUUAUAUUUUUUACUUGUAGACUCUUAGAGAGAGACCAUAGCACUGUUCUGUACUUGUUACCUUGUCGCGUUGUUUGGUUGUUGUGGCGGAAGAUGGAGGAGGAGCUGAUGAAGGUCGCUCCCUGCUCCUCCCUCGCCGUCGACUCUGUUCUUCGAGUAGGAACGGCAGGUCUCAUCUGGGGUUCUUGCAUCGCUCCCUACGAUGCCCGUAAACAAGGCCUGACUGCCGCUGCUCGGGCUUCUUAUGUAGCUAAGACGAUUGGUGGGCAUGGUUUGAUUUGCGGGCUGGUAGGUGGAUGCUUCUCUGGUACACGUUGUGCACUUCAGAGAUAUAGGCAGAAGAAUGAUUGGGUAAACACUUUAGUAGCUGGAGCUGCAGCAGGGGCUGUUGCUGCUGCGAGAACUCGAAGCUUGCCGACUGUGGUUAUGUCAGCAGGUGGGGUUUCUGUCGUCGCUGCUAUGGUUGAUUACUCCACAAGCCUUUGAAGGAAGCAGCGGCUAAUUGUGGGCGACAAAAGCUGGAAGAGAAAGAGAUGCAAGAUAGAUUAGAAGCAAGGUGAAACCUUUUGUUCUUGAAGAACCUGUUUUUAGCCCUCUUCAUAGCUUAGAAUUUUACUAUGAUGUUUCCUUUGGCUAGAUACAGAAUGUGCCAUACCCAUCAGUCACUCGAGGGCACUUGAGUGUUGUUCACUGAAAACCAAUGUUUAAUAAACACUACCGUGCCGGCAGGUCAGACAGGAAAUACCGGAUACUGGACACAAAUCGGUAGGCGGUUUUAGCCUUUGAUCAGGAACGUGGAUUCAGUGUAGCAAACCUGUGGAACCGGAUGCAUGUUAGAAAAGACUCUAGGAACUAGUAAUGGAUGCCAGUAGUCCUUGGGGGGAAAAAACUUAUCUGGGUUUACAACUUGUUUGCAUAGUCAUGUGUGUUUAUCUCUUUCCAAAUGCUAUUAGCCUAUUACUAACAAGACGGGCUUUCCCCUGCGGAGUUUUUGGUCUGGGGAGAUAAAAAUAUCAUUCACUGGUGCAAUGUCAAGGUGUUGUGCGUACCAAAAUGGGGACACUAAGAAUAAGAACGUUGACUGGGUCGAUUGGUAAGUUGUUGUGCCUGCCAAAAUGUGAAGGUCGGUGUGGGAUUUAGAAGCUUCAAGGACUUUAAUUUUGUUUAAUCGCUAGCCAAAACAACUAACAAGCAUGGCGCCUCAGCCCUCAUGAAUUCUCCUGGUUUUGCUUUUGGAGUAGCUUCUUAACAGCCUCUACUUCCACCAAUUGAACUUUUUCUAUCAACAAGGGUAAUCGGGCACAUUGGAUUUCGGUUUAGAUUUCGGGCGGAUCAAAUAGAGAAGAAGAUAAAUGGUUGGAUCAUGGGUUGGGUUGGUUUUAAUGAUAUGGCGGGUUUUAAUGACGUGAUGGGUCGGGUUUUGUUUUUGUUGGGUUAAAUGGGGCUGAAACGAACUGUAUUAACGGAGUUGGAUAGAGACUAACGUAGAGUGACCAAACAUGGCGUGGGUUACUAAAUUUAGUGAUCAUUAUUGAUAUUAAUUUUUUUCACUGACUAAAUGUGACACGUUUAGUAAAUUCCGUGACGAAACUUGAAAUUUACCCUGGAUAAAAUGUUGCACUUUUGCUCUUACCUAUCAUUUCACUUCUAACUAAAAGCUAGCCUUGAUUGCAUUACUUAUAACCAGUGUUAUUAAAGCCGAGCCGAGCCGCUCGGCAUGACCAGUAAAACCUCCACCCGACCCCAAAACCGACUCGGAACAGUCUAAAAGCCGCUCCGGUUUUAUGUAGCGAUUGACGAGCGGCCGAGGCGGUUAACCGCUCAAGCCGAUCGAGCUGCUCGUCCGGUUUUUACCAUUCAGCCGUUAAAUUUAAUUAAAAGAUUACAGAAAAUUAAAAAUUGAAAUAAACCAGAAACGUCGGGCUCUCAAACUGAAUCCUUAUUUCCAUUUCACAAUUUCGAAGGAAAGAGACGAGCUCUAUUAAGAAAUGUCAACUAUUUAUACUGAUAACGUUUAUUAGGUACCGAUUCUCUAACGAUUUUUAAAUAAUUUAAUGCCGAUUAUAUCACUAAAGUGCAAGCCGUUUGCAUUGCUCGAUCAUGCUCUGGUUCGAUUCUGAAAACAUUGCUUAUAACCAUAUUUUCAUUGUUGGAAUGAAUCUACUCUUCAACAUCCUAAAUCAAUAAAAUCGAUCUGGUUUCCUUUCCGUCAACAAGUUAUCGAGAUUUUUCGAAAACGAAAUAUCGGGUGGGAAUUAAAAAUGUGCUGAACC
Linum trigynum is the source of this 2445-nucleotide messenger RNA. The record is from the annotation of a GenBank genome assembly. Lineage: Eukaryota; Viridiplantae; Streptophyta; Magnoliopsida; Malpighiales; Linaceae.